Tuber melanosporum (Perigord truffle) is the source of this 2305-nucleotide messenger RNA. RefSeq lists its product as uncharacterized. Gene Ontology annotation, cellular component: MICOS complex. Gene Ontology annotation, biological process: cristae formation. NCBI's taxonomy places the organism in Eukaryota, Fungi, Ascomycota, Pezizomycetes, Pezizales, Tuberaceae. Bases 112 to 2151 code for a protein of 679 amino acids. The transcript is spliced from 3 exons. The record is from RefSeq and is a predicted model, not a curated record.
CCAGUCCCCCCCUUGAUCCUUUUUUAUUUUCGAUCGUCGCACCCCACCUCUCCCUCUUCCUCAUCACACUAACAUCACAGUUUCGAUCAAAGAGCAUCUCGUCAAUUCAGAAUGCUGCGCUUUUCCUCGCCCGCUUCGGCCAGAGUGAUUAGCCCUUCAAGACGUUCCAUCGUCAGCCGACAUCAACAUCAUUGGUUGAAGCUUCAACAAACACAGCACCAGCAACAGAGAUUUCUAGCGAAUACAAAGAUUCCUCGGCCUAGUACAAAAGCUGAAUGGAGUAUCGGGGAUGCCAGCCCCCCGGUCCUUCCCGACCGGGCAAGUCCAGCGACUCCCGCAAAGCCUCCUGCAGCAGCAGCUUCAUCUGUAUCUCCCGCACUGAAGAUAACCACAAUUCCCAUAACUCCAUCAAGUACUCCACCCACUCAAAUACCACUUACUACACCCUCUCCCACAAAAGCACAGACGUCCCCGCCGAUACCAACGCCUAAAGUUCCUCCUCCGGCUACAGCAAGUACCGGAUCUUCUGCUCCUCCGCUGCCCCCAUCACCAGUAUCCUCUCCUGUGACUUUACCAAAGCAGCCUAAGAAGACCCACCGGUUCCGGAAUUUUGUCGUUGGAUUGGCAUUCCUUACGGGGUUAUCUUUCGCCGGUGGAGUUUUCUACUCUUUAAAAUCUGAUAACUUUCAUGACUUUUUCACCGAGUACAUUCCAUUUGGGGAAGAAGCGGUUCUUUAUUUUGAAGAGCGCGAAUUCCGCCGGAGAUUCCCGAACGCACUUUCUCGUGUUGCUCCGCCACCUAUAGACUCCCCGAAGGUUGUUAUUCCCAAGGCUUCUGGCGCAACAUGGAAGGUUUUUGAGCCUGCCGGAGACAAGAAAGUGACAGAUGUGGGUAAACAUGGGCCUCACAUUUCUUCCAGAGGCACAGUAGAACAAGAGAAAGAGAGGGCCAGUGCAAUAGAUGCAUCGGUUAGUUCGGGAAUUGGUGCCGCCAAGGUCGGGGUUGUUGAAAAACCAGGAAAGCCAAAAACCCCAACAGUACAGAUAGCUCUGAUUGACAUGAAAGAUGUAGAGGAUCCUGUUGUGCGCGAUUUAGCCAAAGUGGUCAAUUCCAUCAUUGCUCUUGUGAACAAGAGCGAAUCCCCUAAUGUGUUCGACUCGGUUAUUGCUACGGCCAAGUCAGAGCUUUCACACUUGAAUUCGCAGAUUGCAUCCAUAAAGCAAGGCUUGGAGAGGACGGUAAAGGAGAAGGACUUAGAAUUUACCACCGCCGCCCAAGGUUUGCUCAAGAAUGUGGACAAUGAAAUCACAAAUAUUGAGCAUAAGUGGAGAGAAGAGUUUGAGAAUGAGCGCGACAAAAUGGCUCAAUCAUACCGGGAGAAGCUUCACACAGAGCUUCAGCGCUCCGGUGAAGUAGCUGAACACCGCCUUCGUAACGAGUUGCUUGAACAAGCCAUUGCGAUGAAGAAAAAAUGGAUUCGGGAGAUUGAAGGCCGGGUCGAGAGUGAGCGUAACGGACGACUUGGGAAAUUGAAGGAGCUCAGCGGAUUCAUUGAGGAAUUGACCAAGCUCUCGACCGCUUGGACAGACAUCCUUGAUGCCAACCUGAAGGCCCAACAGAUGCAUGUGGCACUAGAAGCUGUCAGGGCAGCAUACGAAUCCCCUGAACAGCCAAAGCCUUUCCUACGGGAACUGGCUGCCUUGAAGGAAGUGGCAGAUGAUGACGAGGUUGUUCGGGCAGCCAUUGCUUCCAUCAACCCUCUUGCAUACCAGAAGGGCGUCUCAACUCCCACUCAGCUGAUCGAUCGUUUCCGUCGUGUUUCUGAUGAAGUUCGAAAGGCCUCUCUGCUUCCAGAAGAUGCUGGAGUUGCCGGUCAUGCUGCCAGUUGGGUUUUGAGCAAGGUUCUCUUUCGGAAGAAGGGGCUUGCCCAGGGGGAUGACGUGGAGAGUAUCUUGACUAGAACCGAGACCUAUCUCGAGGAGGGGGACAUCGACAAUGCUGCUAGAGAAAUGAACCAGCUUAGUGGGUGGGCGAGGGUGCUGGCCAAAGAUUGGCUCAAGGAGGCGAGAUUGCUUUUGGAAGUCCAGCAGGCCGUUGGGGUUAUCGCUGCGGAAGCCAGACUCCAGAGCCUGCGGGUGCACAAACCGUAGUACCAGUACUAGUAGUGAUAGUUGUAGAGAACAAUUGCGCCCAGAAUCUUCUAAUUUUUUGUUUGACCAUUUCUGGGAUUACAGUAAACAAAAGCCUUUUAUUUUUUACCUUUUCCAUUUUUUCCUUUCCUUUCCCUCUACUUGUUUCACUUUU